Juglans microcarpa x Juglans regia is the source of this 1247-nucleotide messenger RNA. RefSeq names its product DNA-3-methyladenine glycosylase. Gene Ontology annotation, molecular function: DNA-3-methyladenine glycosylase activity. The transcript is spliced from 5 exons. The record is from RefSeq and is a predicted model, not a curated record. Gene Ontology annotation, biological process: base-excision repair. The coding region runs from base 1 to 936 and encodes 311 amino acids. Lineage: Eukaryota; Viridiplantae; Streptophyta; Magnoliopsida; Fagales; Juglandaceae.
AUGUCUUUCUCCAGCAUGUCUAAAGCAAAUGUAAGAAGACAUGUUCUGGAGAAGAACAAAGUGUUGAAAGAAAAAGAGAAGCCAGCACAAAGCAGUCUGUCCAAAAACCUUAAGAGAAUUUACCCAAUUGGGCUUCAGAGAAGCAGUUCAUCAUUAUCCCUAUCAUCAUUGUCUCUGUCAUGGUCACAGAACUCAAACGACUCUUCUCUUACGGAUUCUACCACUCCACUGGAUCAGAAGAUUUCUUUAGCACUUCGUCUGAUUGCACCACCUGAAAGAAGAGAAGCUCCAGUCGAUAAAAAUGCGCAACAGCAAAGUCAGGAUACUGGUACUGGCGAGUUGAAGAGGUGCAACUGGGUUACAAAGAAUAGUGAUAAAGUUUAUGUAGCAUUUCAUGACGAGUGCUGGGGAGUUCCAGUUUACGACGACAGCCAGUUGUUUGAGCUGCUUGCAAUGUCUGGUAUGCUGAUGGACUACAACUGGACUGAAAUCCUGAAAAGAAGGGAACUAUUCAGAGAAGCCUUUUCUGGAUUUGAUCCCAAUGUUGUUGCCAAAAUGGGGGAGAAGGAAAUCACAGACAUAGCAUCCAACAAAGCAAUAAUGUUAGCAGAGAGCAGAGUAAGGUGUAUAGUAGACAAUGCCAAAUGCAUAUUAAAGAUUGUGAGGGAAUUCGGAUCGUUCAGUAGCUAUAUGUGGGGUUAUGUGAAUCACAAACCAGUGAUCAACAGGUACAGAUACCCAAGAAAUAUUCCACUGAGGACACCAAAAGCAGAAGCCCUUAGCAAGGAUCUGAUAAAGCAUGGAUUUCGGUUGGUAGGGCCGGUGAUUGUGUGUUCGUUUAUGCAAGCUGCUGGUUUGACAAUUGAUCAUCUUGUGGAUUGUUAUAGAUAUGGUGAAUGUGUGGGUCUUGCAGAAAGACCGUGGAGGCAUAUCUAACAUGCCUGGAUAUGGACUAGUUCUGUACAGAGGUUGAAAUGCAGCUGAUGUGUUGGCCUUGCUGAGAGACCAUGGAGGCACAUCUAACAUGCAUGGAUAUGGACAGAUUCUGUACAGAAGUUGCAGAUAGGUAGUAAAAGUUAUGUAUUGGAAUAUGGUACCAAAAUUGGAUGUUCUGAUCCUAUGGUGUUUCUUCUGAUAUACUAAUUUAUUUGCCUAAUAAUCGUUGCAUUUGACAUCUUUCUUGUACAACCAGUGAGCAAAUUUUCGUCUUACAACUCUUUUACAACCUACUUUACACUCAACCAAUG